AUGUCGCGUUCAAAUAUUCCUAGAUAAUUGCCACGUAGAUAUUGUGUAUUAUUAUUUCAGCAUUACAAUAAAAGAGAGUAGGAGAAGGGGAAAUGCCAUUUGGUGGAUAUUAAUAACUAUCAUAACCAGCAGAGAAGAAAGUUGAUUUUGUAAAUUCAAAUAUGGAGCAAUAAGAAAUAGAAGAUGAAAAUGAGGAGGAAGUAAUUGUUUAAGUAUUGAAGAGUUAAGAAAUUGUAACCUGCACCAAAUCAUGACAGUGGAAUGACAUAUACAAAUUUCAUGAAUGAUGAUAUAAUUUAUAAUUGUUUCUCUUUGGGAGACCGAAUAGGAGCAAGAAUAAAUAGAUUAUUACAUUGUGAUCCACCGAGACUUACAUUUGUAGAUCGUUUAAACAAAUUAGAAUGGGAAUAAAUAGUAAAUCCAUUUUCUUUGAGUGAAAAAGAUAAAGCGUAGAUUGUACCUGAUAGAGUAUUGUAUUAGAUUAAUAAUAUAGACAGUAGUAGUGAAAAUAAUUGGUACAUCUUAAUUGUAGAUGGAUACAAAUAUUUAACAUCCAUUUGUUAGGAUGCAUGUAAUAAAUAUAAAGAAUGGAUGUUAUUUAUAUAAACCAAAAAAUGAAGAUAAUUAACCAAGAGAGUUUACUAAUGCCAUUUAUAAUUAUGAAAGCAAUUGUAUAACAAAUAUAGUGGAUGGAGAGAGAGAGAGAGUAACAUGUGAAUUAGAGUUAUUAACUGCAUUUUCAACUAAUUUCUGCGAUAUGCGUAUGGCAACUAAUAGUAGAGCAUAAUGGAAUGAGGAAAUACUGAUUAAUAUCCCUGCAGAUGAAUUCUAUAAAUCAGAUACUAUUAUUUUAUUUGAACUUCUUGAUUUUCAUCCUAUUUAUUUGUAGUAACAUAAUAGUGCAUUUUUGGAUUCAGAUAAUUUCUAUCGUAUUGCAUGGGGUUAUGCUAGACCUAAUGGAUUAUGUAAAUUACAUUUAGGAAUAAGCAAAAUUUAAUUAUAUAAGUAUUUGUUUGAUACAAAUUAAUUGAAAUCAGUCAGUAGAAGAGAAUCAAUACCUUUAGUAUAUUUUGAUUUCCUUUGGCUUGAUAAAGUAGAGUAUGAUGCAGUUUUGAAUGUUUAUUUAGGAACUUAACCUAAACCAUAAUUUAUUGAAAUUUAUGGUAAGAGUUAAAGUACAAGUGUCUUUGAAAUUGAAAAAGGUGAUGAAGAAGCUAAAGAUAAGGUCAAACAUUCUGUUGUUAUAGAAAAAAUUAUAGAAUAGAGAGUAGAAGAAAUUACAGAUCAAGAAAAAAUUAAUUUAAGAAGACGUCGUUAUUUAGGAGAUAAAGAAGAUCAUAUACCAGAUAAAAUUGCUUAUAAAUUUGCAAGUGCUCCUUUGGGAUGUUAUAGAUUAACAUUCAAUAAAUAUGGUAAUUAUUUGGCUUGUGCUUGUACUUAUAAAAAUUCAAAAACAAUAAUAAAAUUAUUUGAUGUAGAAACAGGAUAACAUUUUGCAACCUAUAAAGGUCAUAGGAAUAUUAUACAUGAUUUAUAAUUUUCAUAGAAUUCUCAAUAUUUAAUAACAGUAUCCAGUGAUUAUACAGCAAAAGUUUGGAGUGUACCUUAACAUUCAGGUGAUAUAGUGAGUGAAGAAGAAUCGGAUUUAUUAUUAAUAUGCACUUUAUAACAUCCAUCUUUUGUUUAUGCUGGUUUAUUUUUGAUGGAUAGUAAGGUUCCUGUAGUAGCAAGUUGUUGUUUUGAUAGUAGAAUGCGUAUAUGGUAAUUUGAAUCAAAUUAAUCAUUAUAAAUAAUGGAUGAACCAAUUUAACAAGAGAUAAUUUCAUAUGAUGGAAUAUCAUUUGAUUAAUUUGAUAAUUUAGGGAAUCACAGACAUCCAAAUUGUAUAGUGUAUGAUGGUGCAAAAUGUUUAUAUGUAGGAGAUUCAUUAGGAAAUAUUCAUUUUUUUGAUAUAAAUUUAUCUGGAGGUAGUUAUAUAGCUAGGAGAUUGAGUUUGAUAGCAAUAUAAGAAAUUAGUGGUAAUGCAAUAAAUUAAAUUUAAUUGAUGCCUCCUGAAUGUUAAGAUUUAUUGAUUCAUACUAGAGAUAAUUGUAUUCGUAUAGUUGAUUUUAAAUCAGGAGAUAGUAAAUUUCAUGAUCAUGAUGUAAUAUAUGGUUCAGUAAAUAAUCGUUUUUUUGGAUCUCAAUCAGUAAAAAUAGCAUGUAGAAGUGUUCCUAGUCCAAGAGGAGAUUACGUUUUAUCAGGUAGUGAAGAUGGUAAACCACAUCUUUGGAGUAAUCUAACAUAAACAUUACCUACUGAUUUAUUUUAAUUUAAUGUAAUUGGUCCAGUUGCAGAUGUUACUUGGAAUCAUGGAUAUCAUAUGAUAGCUAUUGCUGGUUUUGGAGAUGAACAUCCUAUAUUAGUAUAUGUUUGGGAAAGAGAAGGUGAACUUAAUUUUAUUGAAGCUAAAAAAUUAUAAGAUGAAAUUAAAAUCAAACAUAGAGAACAAGAAGAUAUUGUUUUUAAUAUCUAAGCUAAAUAAACACUUAGUAGAUUCUAAUAAUCUAUUUAAGCUUAAGGAUUAUUUUAACCAUAAUUUGCUCAAUAAUCAUCAUAACUUCCUUUUCAAUCCUAAUCUAUUUUUAAUUAGUAAUAACCUCCUAAUUAAUCAAAAACUAAUACAUAAACUUUACCUUUUGGAUCAUCAGCACCUUUUGGUUAACCAUAAUAAUAACCUUUCAAUUAAUAAUAAUAAUUACCUUUUAAUUAAGAAUAAUAAUAUUUACCUUUUGGUUAAUAAUAAUAAACUUAAGGUGCUUUUCAAUAAUCCUAAGGUUCUGCUCCAUUUGGUUAAUCAUAAACAGUAGAUCCUUUUGGUUAAAUGCCUUUCUAAUAAUAAUAAUAAUAAGUACCUCCAAAUAAUCCUAAUACACCUUACAAUGCAAACUAUCAAAUGCCAUUUUAAUGA
Paramecium sonneborni is the source of this 2950-nucleotide messenger RNA. The record is from the annotation of a GenBank genome assembly. Lineage: Eukaryota; Ciliophora; Oligohymenophorea; Peniculida; Parameciidae.